AUGGUGCCGGGCGAGGCUCCACCGCCCUCCCCGGAGUCGCCGCGGAGCAGCGUCGCCGCCGAGGCCGUCGCCGCCAGGAAGCAGCGCGCCUUCGCCCGGAGGAAGGCCUUUUCCCUGUUUGUCAAGGCGAAAGAGGUGCCGGCCGCUACCCGGUGUCCCGCCGGAGGAGAGGGCGUGCGGUGGCGGUGCUGCCGGCAAGCCUUCGAAGAGCUCUCUGGCAUUCACAGACAUGUGGCCUUGCAGCACGCCGCAGACAUCGGGCAGCAGGCAGGAAUAGCUGCACCGCAGACUGCUGCUGAAGAGAGCUCCUCCAGCAACCCGGCCCCUGCAGGCAAGGCAGGUGGGCUUAAUGGGCACUUCUGCAGCAGUCCUGAGAUCUCCUGUACGCUCCCAGACACAAGCCACAUUAGCUAUGAUGAUCUCACAAGCAAGGUGGGAGAAGUACUUCUGUAUUACUGUUACUGCGAGGUGAAGGACCCAGAGGAACUCUGUGCUUGGCAAAAGGCUCUGUGCCAGCAUCUACAUCUCACUGGCAAGGUACGAGUUGCCUCAGAAGGAAUUAAUGGGACAGUUGGUGGAAGCAAAGUAGCUACCAAACUCUACAUUGAAGUUAUGCUUUCCCAGCCUCUAUUCAAAGACAUUUUGUGUCAAGAUGAUUUUAAGAGCAGUGCAGGAGGAUCUCACUGCUUCCCAGACCUUCGAGUUGGAGUAUUCAAAGAAAUUGUACCUAUGGGCAUUGAUCCAAAGAUAGUGUCUUACAAAGAAACUGGAAUCCAUUUAUCCCCUCAGGAAUUUCAUAGAGAAGUAGAGCAGUACUUGUCUCAGGCCAGUCAAGGACAAAGUGAUACCAUCUUGCUGGACUGUAGGAACUUCUAUGAAAGUAAAAUAGGCCAUUUCCAGGGUUGCCUGGCUCCAGAUAUCAGGAAGUUCAGCUAUUUUCCCAGCUAUGUGGAUGAAAACCUGGAGCUUUUUAAAGACAAGCGUGUCCUCAUGUACUGCACAGGAGGGAUUCGCUGCGAGAGAGGCUCCGCUUACCUGCGGAGCAAGGCAGUGUGCAGAGAGGUUUACCAGCUAAAAGGUGGAAUUCACAAGUACCUGGAAGAGUUUCCAGAUGGAUUCUACAGGGGGAAGCUGUUUGUAUUUGAUGAUCGUUACACCAUUUGUUCCAAUGAAGAUAUCAUCUCAGCAUGCAGGUACUGUGGGACGCUGUGGGACCAAUACAAACUCUGUUCCAGCCAGCACUGCCGGCAGCUCGUUCUGACGUGUCCAAGCUGUCGCAGCAAAGGUCUCACAGCUUGUUGUCCUGUUUGUCAAGAGAAGGAGCUCCAGGUGACUUCAAAGGCUUCAGGGCAGACACUGAAGGAGGAAUGUGAGUGUACCAGGAGGCGGUCAAGGGUACCCAUUGAAGAUGUCUCACGAAGGACGCUGGAUGCAGGGAAGGAUUAA
Molecule: messenger RNA, 1446 nt
Organism: Indicator indicator
Lineage: Eukaryota; Metazoa; Chordata; Aves; Piciformes; Indicatoridae
Gene: TSTD2
Product: thiosulfate sulfurtransferase like domain containing 2
Exons: 9
Coding region: 1-1446 (481 amino acids)
Source: RefSeq, a predicted model, not a curated record